AUGGCGAAGCCCGUACGACAAUGGGAUCAAACCGCACCAACACUCCUCUGGGCUCACCAAAUUCGACGCGAAAACAUACAUCUAGUCGACCAGAUCGACCGCACGAGGACAGACCUCGCCUCGACAACAACCACCACAAACAAUGUGAAAAAGUCCGUCACGGAUCUAGAGCAACGAAUCCAGGUCUUGAGUUCUGGGGUCGGCGAUCUUGAGAAGAAAUUAGAUCAGGUAGAUGGCAGGGCUACUCAGAGACUUGAGGCUUUAUCUUCGCUACUUGAGUCGUCGCGCGAGGAGAAUAUUCGAUUAAAGGAGAGACUUGAAGGGGCUGAGAAGGUAUUUCACGAUCAGUCUCGUCUGAUGAAGGGGACUAUUCGGGAUGAGGUGAUGGCUGAGAUGCGCAUGAUGUUGGGGCGAGAGCUGAGCUCGAUUCGAUGCGGUGUUGUCGUAGGGACAGGUAUCACCAAAACCACAGAGAACGAACCAGAUCUCGUCCCUGACUCAAUACCCAUGGACGAAGCAAACCCACCAUUGGAACGAAAGUACCUUGAACAACAGCUCACUCAAGCCACGUUUGGGGAUCCUAGCGAAUAUGACGAGCAGUCUUUAUCCCAUGACGGCAACGAAUUGAAACGAAAGCACAAUAACCAACCGGAGACCGACCUUCAUCGUCUCAUGAAGCAGAAUGGGAGGGGCCUCGCUGAGUAUUUCUCAUUUGCAGAAAGCACGCGAAUGAAAUUACCGCCACGGCGGAGAGAAGGGUUGGUCGUUGAAGCUGUUGUAGCGGGGCUUGAUGAUCUAAAAGUUCGAGAUCUGCUGGAGAGGCAAAUGGAUGACGCUGGAUGGUCGUGGGAUGUUUUGGCAGCGCUUCUGCGAGGUAUGGUUAGAGAACAGGAAAGGAAAACGUUCGAUAUCCAGUCCGCCGAAGCAGGGACUGUGCAUGCUACGACAAACGGCACAGCAGUGAAACCCAGACAAAGAAAGAGAAGGCGAUUUAUCCCUAUCGUUCCAGCAGAUGAUGAAGAUGACCUGAUCUAA
Molecule: messenger RNA, 1035 nt
Organism: Aspergillus wentii DTO 134E9
Lineage: Eukaryota; Fungi; Ascomycota; Eurotiomycetes; Eurotiales; Aspergillaceae
Exons: 2
Coding region: 1-1035 (344 amino acids)
Source: RefSeq, a predicted model, not a curated record